UACCAUGCUACUAUUACUAUAAACACACCGCCACAAAAAUUUAAGGUUCUGAUAGACACUGGCCCUACUGAUUUAUGGAUACCUUCGCAGGAAUGCAAUGAAUAUAAUGCGUGCAAUAGACUGAAUAUAUCAAGUAUGAUUAGGAGUAUUCUAUAA
Molecule: messenger RNA, 156 nt
Organism: Trichoplax adhaerens
Lineage: Eukaryota; Metazoa; Placozoa; Uniplacotomia; Trichoplacea; Trichoplacidae
Exons: 1
Source: RefSeq, a predicted model, not a curated record